UGGCAAUCCUCGAUGAUAUUAACGCCCAUGUUGGCCUCCGACUGCACUGCGGUGCAUGUGGCAACCUAUUGAAAUACUCGGUAAUAACGACUCCACCGCCUAUUCGCACCGCAAAGGUCCCUACCAUUUCCCUGAAUAUGGCCCUAAUAUUCGAGACGAGAACGGCGUCUGCCUGUGCCGAAAACCCGGUUGCAGACGCUGUGUCAUCUCGCCCGAGGCAUCUACUAUACACCUAGAUUGCUUCGACGUGGUGGCGCAACAAUGCAAGCUGGACGAUUAUUUGGACCACCUCUGGAUUGCGACUGCCUGGCGGACUCCGUGGCGUCAAGCACCCAAUCUUCGCCUUGAGGAGCCAGCCAUCACGCCAGAUAUGUCAAGAGCUGAUGACCUUGGCAUCCCGAGAAUGAGGGUCCUUCCCCCAGAAAUACUUGGUAUGGUGUACUACAAUUCGGCCACCAGCUUGUUUUGGCGGUACAGCGGAGCUCUUGACCUUGCUCGACGACUAUCCACUGCUUCCACUGCUUCCACUGCUUCCACUGCUUGUUCGAAUGAGCUCCUCUCAGUUCCCUUGAGUACUGUCUCAGCGUGGAAACGUAGUGGCCCACCGGCAUUCUCAAAGAUAGCCCGCCAACUGCCAAUUUUCCGUUUGACAAUUGACUCGCAUGGAAUCAGAGAGAUCGAACGACUACCUGAGAGACCACGGGUCCAAAGAACCCGAACUGACAGUCUCGCGUUCGUCUUACUGGAACAGUGCUACCUCCAGGGCGUCACGGCACACUUUAAGUUUGGAUCUUUACGUUUGGAGUUGCCUGAAACCUAUCACGGCCUUCAGAUUUGGGAUACACCAACACCCCCUACGAUAGAGCAAUGCACUUUUUACCCAGCAGAUAUUACCAGCUCUACUUAUUUCCGAACGAUCGAGUUGCGUAAAACGACCGGAAUUACCCUCCUUUACUGUCUCGGGGACGUCUAUGCCAUCCAUGCUCAUACAAAGGCAGCCCCAUGCGCCGAGGUGACAUAUCGCUGCCUUUCCAGUCGACGUCAGCGAUCAAUCACUUGGGUAUAUAUGCCAAUUCCACAGAAUGAUUCUAUUGUUGCAUUUGGAACACAAAUGGCACUGUCCGGCAGUAAUUUCGAAGUGAGCACCUGCCUACUUUUCCGCUUGAGACUCGCUAGCGAUGUCGCGGUUGGCCUCAAGUCUUUGAAGGGUACUAGAGACUUGCUCCUGAGCAAAUCGCCAUCCUUGAGACUUAUAUACAACACGCGCGAAUUAGAACCCGUUUCUGCAAUCGGCGCGUGCGUCGAGGAGGAGGAUGAACCCGGACCAAUAGGCCGGUUUUGUCACCCGAUUGUUGACAAUACCUCGCUUCGAGAUGCGUAUUUCUCCCUUGCCCCCUUGGAGAAAGUCAGCCGCAUUCGCAUUUUUAAUAAUAAACAAACCGGAUUCUGCAUGGGGAUUUUGUUGGAUUAUGAGAACGGGGCGCAGAGGUCACUUGGGCAGUGUCGAAUAGAUAUCGAUCCCAUCGAACAUUGCUCCAAGCCAGUACGCUUAUGCUUCCUACGUAGGACGUAUUUUCAGCCCAGGACGAUAUUACAGCUGCAAGCCACCAUGGUCGAGAGUACGAACACCUGCAACCACAGUCACGACGAAGAGGGCUGGUCAUGUUUUGCGAUGCAGGGCGACCUAGAGUUCUGGUUCUCCAGCGAAGAAACUAUGCUGACAGCAAUUGUUGAGAGGGUUCCGUGCCACCUCCGCUCUUAGGCCCUCUGUUAGCCAUGCAUGUCCACGAUAACAGGACCAGCUCAAGGUACGAGAAGCCGGAAAAUGGAGCUGCCUGGGCCAGAAUGUCAGAAACGGGGAUUCUCCAAGUAGGUAGACACGAAGUGGCGCUGACCAGUUUCCGAUUCCGGGCAAUCAACCACUGUCCGGGUA
This is a messenger RNA of Ilyonectria robusta, 1933 nucleotides long. RefSeq lists its product as uncharacterized. Bases 56 to 1762 code for a protein of 568 amino acids. NCBI's taxonomy places the organism in Eukaryota, Fungi, Ascomycota, Sordariomycetes, Hypocreales, Nectriaceae. The transcript is spliced from 4 exons. The record is from RefSeq and is a predicted model, not a curated record.